This is a messenger RNA of Polypterus senegalus (gray bichir), 2436 nucleotides long. RefSeq names its product SKI/DACH domain-containing protein 1-like. The record is from RefSeq and is a predicted model, not a curated record. The transcript has a single exon. NCBI's taxonomy places the organism in Eukaryota, Metazoa, Chordata, Cladistia, Polypteriformes, Polypteridae. Bases 1 to 2436 code for a protein of 811 amino acids.
AUGGAUUAUAACUGCAAUUCUGGGGAAGGAGGAUUUCAAACCGGCUUUCAGGAGAUCGAUGGAAUUAACAUGGGAUACUUAAAAAUCAACGGAAGGCAGAUGUUUGCUCUAGCUCAAGUUUUCAGCGAUUUAUUUAAAGAUAUUCCUAGGACCACCAUUAACAAAAGAAUGGAGGUUUUAAACAUUAGAAGCCGUCGCUGUGACAUCAAGGAGCUGCGGAGUCUCAAAGCUAUUCAUUCAGUCCCUGUGCGAGCAGUAACGUGCUCUCUGAUCGCCAAAGAGGACCUGGAGCUCUUGUACGCAGCAUGCCAAACCCUCAGCCCAAAGAAAAGGAAGAAGAGGCGCAAAAGCAAACCCCCGGAGUCCUCGAACAAAACAGCAACAUCGCAGGCGAUCUGCACGAGUUUUUGCAAAACUAAAACCGCCAAUGCACUUUUUGCCAAAGACACGGGAGAGCUCCAUUUCUCCAGCGCCACGCCGCGACAACGGGGUAUCUCCAAAUCAGCUCAAAAUUUCUCCAAACUGAAACGUGCCACUGGGGAUCCGCCACUCGCUUCCGUCGCCGGAGACCUUGGAAACUAUGAAAAAGUUAGCAGAGCAAGAAGCUGUUACAGACUGAAGGGCGCAGACGGGCUUUUGGUAGCGGCUGGCUCUGUGAAUUCUUACCGCUCCGCCAUUGCAGUCAGCGGGCGCAGCCGGAGCGGCGUGUCGCUGUGUCUGAAGAGCAGCUCUCGUUACGGCAGCGCAGGGCGCUGUGACAUUCAUAACGGGUACGCCGACAGCCUCAAGUCGCCGCCUUUGCUCUUGGGGGAUAAAAGCUUUCAUUUCGCCAAGCGGAAGGACAGGAGCGGCGCGGCGGAAGAGAACGGGUUUAAAAAGGUGCAUGGACUGAGCCAGAUCGCCUCCACGGGCUACUUCAGCGACUCCGAGUCCGGUUCGGAAUUGGAGAAGGAUUCCGAUUUCGGAUCCAACUUCCAGUCUACCUCAACAGAGUCCUCGGAUGAAGAAGACAGUCUGGACAGGAGGUCGGUUUUGUCUUCGAGUAGCGAGGGGGGCAGCUCGUCGGAGUCGGACUCCAGUUCGGUGUACAGCGGGGACUCCGUGCAGAGCACCCGCUACAGACAGGCAGCUCUGCCCACCGCCUCCCCUCGCUACUCGCUUCCUAACGGUCAGGAAGAGGUUAAAUCAGGAACGUGUGACACUGGCGAACGCGCUUCAACGAAACCCCCCGUAGAAGUUCAAACAGGACCCCUCUGCACUGACGUGAACCUUCUGUUGCCAAAGGACUCCGGGGUACGAUGUGCACCCUGCAGCCCCGGCUCCAAAAUCACCAACCUGGACUCUGUGGAAAAAGCGGGGAAUAAAGAAUUGCACGUAGUGCCCAGCGCUCCCCCGGCACUAACGGGGGACACGAACGGGAGGAGUUGCGACAAAGCAACACUUUGUGUUAACUGCUUGGCAAGUUGCACUCAGGGGAAUGAGCUUUCUCUGCUGCCAAAGAUCCCACCUUUAGAGCCUGAGGGGUCCUUUCUGGGCGCCGUUACACCCCUUGAAAAUGGGAACUGUGCGCACAAAGGAACCCCAAACAAUGGGUCCUCGUUAGGCCUCAGUGACCAAGCAGAGAGCCAAAUUGAGGACUUAUCCCAGGAAUCUGGCUUCCAUGAUGCGCCGCCGAGCAGCAGCAGGGCCCCCAUUCAUCCGGCUGUCCAAAACUGCACGGGACCUGGCCGCAUUUGCAUUGCGACUGAUCUCCCAGGGGACAUCAAAGAGCCUCGCCGGGAGAAGUUCGAGAGGCUUAUUAGGACAUCCAAAUUGUGGUGCUACGCAAAGGGGUUUAAUUUUGAUGGCAAAAACGUGGGCUACACAUCAUCGAUUGAUUACAGAUCUUCUUCGAGGCCCUCCGGUAGAAAGGGGUCCAAAGCUCGGCCCGGCUCUGUCGACAGGAGCUUGGUGGAUUCUUUCUUCCCCCCCUUUACCUCUCCCAGAUCGAAAGGCCGCUGUACCUUGUCAAGCAACGCUUUUAAAGUCAAUGGUUCGGAAAGGAAUUUGAAAAGGAGCCGGACUCCCAGGCGCAGCGGAGCAGAAAGGCAACAAAGGUGCUCAAAAGAGGUCUCCAAAAGAGUGAAAAACUCCAAGAAAAGCGAAAAGAAAACGGCAGCCCCUUCUUGUUAUAAACGGAAAGCCAGUGCCAGCUGCGGCGUCCCGUCCACUCCGGUGAAAAGAUCGUUCGCCUUGCUGGAUAAUUUUCCGUGUCCUCCGUCCCUCGUUGUAGGGGCCGAUGGCGACCUGUGUCCCGCAUAUUCACUUUGUUCCAAACGUUGUGUCCCGCACCAGAAGGCGGCUCCCCAUUGUCGCCUGUGGCAGCUUGGGGGCAAUGUCAUCCCUGUACCCCCAAGCCAUAAAUUCAGGGGAUAUAACUUGGAAUGGGGUGACUAG